This is a messenger RNA of Manacus vitellinus (golden-collared manakin), 1505 nucleotides long. It is a transcript of the gene MXD1, whose product is annotated as MAX dimerization protein 1. The transcript has 3 exons. The record is from RefSeq and is a predicted model, not a curated record. Gene Ontology annotation, biological process: negative regulation of transcription by RNA polymerase II. NCBI's taxonomy places the organism in Eukaryota, Metazoa, Chordata, Aves, Passeriformes, Pipridae. Gene Ontology annotation, molecular function: DNA-binding transcription factor activity, RNA polymerase II-specific; protein dimerization activity; RNA polymerase II cis-regulatory region sequence-specific DNA binding. The coding region runs from base 455 to 1009 and encodes 184 amino acids.
GCUUUUUCCACGUCUUCCUGGCAUUUGAGGGAUGACUUGGAGACGGGAAUGGGCUUUGGAUGCCGGCGAGGCUUGGGAGGCUCCCGGUCCCUGGAGUGCUCUGAGCCAGUUUGGGGAUCCCACCCAGGCUCUGCCCAGAGUCGAGAUGGAGCAACUUCCCAUCACUGGUACCACUGUUAAUCCCAAUCCCAGUUCUAAAGAUUGACCCUCUCUGCGUUAAAAUCCCAUUUUCCAGCUUUCCUGACCCUUUGUUUCCAUUUGUCCAGCAAUUCCCCCGUCUGGAUCCCGCCGUGUUCACCAUCCCUGGCUCUGGGGCAGCUCUGGAAGCCCCCUGGUUUGCAGCUUUUCCAGGGAGCCUUUGCUAAUUCCAACAUGUUAAUCCCAGCUAUUAAUCCCUAAUCAGCCAGAGGAAGUAAUAACUUCUUCCUUCUUUUCCAGGUCGACACACAAUGAGAUGGAAAAGAACAGGCGUGCCCAGCUCCGGCUGUGCCUGGAGAGGCUCAAGGGGCUGGUGCCCCUGGGGGCGGCGGCCGGGCGGCACACGACCCUCAGCCUCCUCACCAGGGCCCGGCUCCACAUCCAGAAGCUGGAGGACCUGGAGCGCCGAGCCCUGCACCAGAUCGAGCAGCUGCAGCGGGAGCAGCGGCACCUCCAGCGGCAGCUGGAAAAGCUGGGAAUGGAGCGGGUCAGGAUAGACAGCAUCGGCUCCAGCCUGUCCUCCGAGCGCUCCGACUCGGACCGAGGUGAGACCCCGCUCCGGGGGACGGCCGGCAGGAGGUCCGGCCCCGCUGGGACUCCAACCGUUCCCAUUCCUCCGGCAGAAGAGAUGGAUGUGGAUGUGGAGAGCACGGACGACCUCCCGGCCGACCUGGACUGGAGCAGCAGCAGCCCCAGCGACUCGGACGAGCGCGGGAGCCUCCAGAGCCUGGGCAGCGACGAGGGGUAUUCCAGCUCCGGCGGGACCAGGGCGAAGCCGGCGAGCGGCCGGAAGCUUCCCCUCGGGAUGUAGGAAGCGCUUCCCGCGGCCGUUCCAGCGGCGCCGUUCCCGUGGGAUCCCGUUGGCCAGCACACCGACCCCCCCCGCAUCCCCCGCCCGUCCCGCCGAUCCCGCUGCUCCCGGGGCUCCGCUCGCGCCCGCCGGCUCCUCGGCCCGGCCGGGAUCUCUUCUGCCAGGCCCUACAUUCCAGCCACGCUUGGAAGCGCCUGGGAAUAUCGUGGCAGUAACAGCGACCUCCAGAGCCUUCCCUGGGUUCUCUCCCAGGCUGUCACCGCCCGGUAUUCCCGAUCUUCUCCGCAUUUGGCCGGCGACAUCGUGUUCCUGACGCUCAGGACCCAAAAGCUGAGUUUUUGGGAGCAGAUCCGAAGGCAGAACCGGCCUCUUGUGGAAUUUCCACCUGGGAGAGAGCAGAGCUGAGCUGAGAACCCGCCCAGGGAGCAUUUUGGGUGGGCACAGGGAUCGGCCUCAGUCGGGGGGUUCCUCCCCCCCGACUCGAAAUAUUCAGGAC